GCUUUAAGACCUGCAGGAUGGAGUGUUCUCAUUAUGUCUCGCGAGCUUCUACAGACAGUCGAGUAUAAAAGUCUCUCGCGCUAAAUAUCCUCCCAAACUUGGCAGUGUAAUAAGGUUCUGACCAACACGUGCGUAAAACCAAACCCCACCAUGUCGUCCUCGGAACACCAGACGUUCUGCUCCGAACCCAUGCGGGGCAAACCGGUAACCGCCAUCCCCGGGAUAGGCGAGGUCGCCGGGGCCCAGCUGCAAGCUCAAGGGUUCCCCAAAGCCACCGACGUCCUCGGCAAGUACCUGACUAUGCGUGAGAACCCCGACGACUUCCAGGGAUGGCUGAAGGAGGUCUGCGGUGCCAACGCUACCCAGCUGGAGGACUGCUACAAUGCUAUGCGGGAGUGGUGUCAACACAAUCUGUAAUAGAGGCCAAGUGCCCAGUUUGAAAAAGUUCUGAUGUCAAGUACCCUGUUUAAAAAAAAAAGGUUGUGAUGCCUCUUUAUUGUAUUAGGUGGUUGGCCACGUUUUUUUUUCCAUCUUCUUUCUUCCUUAAUUCAAUUUCUUUAUGCUAUCCAACUAAAUCACGUUCAUUUCAAUGCAUUCAUUGGUUGGACACAGUAUAAGAAACACAUUGUAAUCUUGUUCAAUAAAUAUUGGCAUUUUGUGUUGA
Messenger RNA from Engraulis encrasicolus (European anchovy), 664 nucleotides. Its product is annotated as barrier-to-autointegration factor-like. Gene Ontology annotation, molecular function: DNA binding. Bases 151 to 417 code for a protein of 88 amino acids. The transcript is spliced from 2 exons. The record is from RefSeq and is a predicted model, not a curated record. Lineage: Eukaryota; Metazoa; Chordata; Actinopteri; Clupeiformes; Engraulidae.